CUAUAUCUAUUGCUCUAUCUGCAAUCACUACUAAAAGUAGCCAUUCCAUUGAUUGAUGGUGAUAAACAGGCUAGGUAAAAUGUGGAAGGUGAUGGCGGAGUGCCACCAUAUACAGAAACGGACACUCGACGAUGCUAAACUGUUACUAGCCAGCACACCGUCCACCAAUUCAAGAACCAAGAAAUACACAAUAAUGUCACAAUCUGAGCCUCACCAGCUGGCUCGCUCAGCAGCCAACCUUGAGAUGGAGCUGAGAAACUGGAGAGCUUGUUUUGAGUCAUGGAUCACUUCUCAACGGUCCUACUUGCAAGCAUUGAAGGGAUGGGUCUUGCGUUGCCUCAGCAAGGAUUCUGGGAAGUCAAAGCCCGCACGCUCUCCUCCUCCCCCAGAGGGGGGCCCACCGAUAUUCAACGUGUGCAUCCAGUGGUCAACACUGUUGGACAGCGUGAGAGAGCGUCCCGUGCUGGAAGGAAUGGACUUCUUCGCGGCAGGGGUUGGUUCUUUAUAUGCACGCCAGAUGAGAGACGACGCGCGGUGGAGCAGUGGUGGGUCAAGGCGGUUCAGCGGCGGUGACGCCACAAACAGCAUGGACCUGGUGGAAGUUGGGAGAGUGGAUGGUGGUGAUGAUGAUGAUGAUGAGGGAGUCAUGACAGCUGAGAAGAUGGCUGAGGUUGCCAUUAGAGUGCUUUGUGCUGGGAUGUCAUUUUCUGUGAGCUCACUCACAGAAUUUGCUCUUGCAUCAGCUGAAGGGUAUGCAGAUUUGAUCAAGAACUGGGAAGAGAGAAAUUCCAGUAGAAAUGGAAACUCCUUCGCAGUAUAACUUUAGGGUAGUUAAUUAUUAUCUAGUGUCUUAAUUGAGUAGGUACAGUGUAAAUUAUUGGAGUAAGUGUUUGGCGUAGACCGUAGCAGUUAUUUAAUCAUAGGCUAAACUCCACGAUUGGUCAUUUAACUUUAUCAAUUGUGCACGAUUGGUCCUUGAAGUUUUAAAAGUCCAUAAAUAGUCCUUCAACUU
Molecule: messenger RNA, 1012 nt
Organism: Cuscuta campestris
Lineage: Eukaryota; Viridiplantae; Streptophyta; Magnoliopsida; Solanales; Convolvulaceae
Source: the annotation of a GenBank genome assembly